AUUGUUGUAGUAAAUGAUUUUCCCAGACCUGUGUGUACGCGUAUAGUUAUUAUUAUAGUUAUUAGUAGUUCAUGUAAUGAACUAGCGAACGAUAUCAAAUUAUCAACCCGUCUUCUUCAUUUUAAUGAAUAUUGAAUAAUAAUCUUUGUUAAUAAUAUUCAUAAAAAUUCGUAAGUUUUCAGCAGUGUCACCACUCACCGUCUAAUUGAAAUUUUCCCGCCUCCGAAAACAGUUCAUUAGGCGACGUUCUCGUGCUGGUAAAUUGGUGGACCCGUCGUCGACCAGCUAGCAAUCUCCGUGAGGUUAUGCAACAGACGACCGACGUGGAAUCCGUCUUCAAUUGCUAAAUAAUAUAACGUGACCGUCGCUAUGUCCAAGACGUCCGGUUCGGCCGCGUCCGGCUCGUCAUCGUCGUCGUCACAACAGCAAACGUCUGGAGUCGCCGCUGUACCGGCCGAAGAUAAUUUUGAUUUUCUGUUCAAAAUCGUGCUUAUCGGUGACUGCGGCACCGGAAAGACAUGUGUCGUUCAGCGGUUCAAGAGUGGAACGUACGCCGAGAACCAGGGCAACACCAUCGGUGUCGAUUUUUCUAUGAAAACCAUCAAGAUCGACGGCAAGAAAGUAAAGCUUCAAAUAUGGGACACGGCCGGUCACGAGAGGUUUCGUACGAUCACUCAGAGUUACUAUCGCUCAGCUAAUGGGGUUCUACUAGUGUAUGACAUCACGAAACGUGCUACUUUCUUGAAUCUACAAAGAUGGGUUGAAGAAGUACGUCGAUAUACUUCGUCUAAUGUUUUACUUGUGUUGAUUGGUAAUAAAUGUGACUUAGAGGAGAAUCGUCAGGUAGAGUUGUCUGAAGCAGACGCUAUGUGUGAAUACUUUCCAGAACUAUUGUCUGUUCUAGAAACGUCGGCUAAGGAAAAUAAAAACAUUGAAGAAGCGUUUGUGACGAUUGCCUCUGAACUUAAGAGACGUCAUGACCAAAGUGCUCAUAUUGAAGAUGAACCUAAUCCUGUCAUCAACUUAAGUGAAGGUGAAAAUGUUCAAAAAUGUAAAGGCUGUACAUUGUUAUAAGCUAACAUUGCAACAUGGUACAGUAGAACAAAUCAAUAUUUGAUCAUUAUUAUUCUAAAACCCGAUGACGAACAUGUGUAAUUAAUUAAUUAUGCGUUCAUAAUCCUAUGGUAACACACUUGUUUAAUGUAAAACAUUUAAAGUUUUAUUUAGAUUGUAUUUAAAAAAAAAAAAAAAUUAUGUGGAUAGGGACAGACCAUCCCAGAAUUUUUAUACACGUUUAUGAUCCGCGUUAAACUGUAUUUAAUUUUAUCUUUCGUAACUUGCAAUAACUAUUUAUGUACUUGAACCUCACUUUGUUAAUCAUUCAAUCAUGUACUAUAAUAUAAUACUAAAUAAGAUUCUCGAAUAGUUUUAUGGGGGACCAUGUUUUUUUUUCAAGUAUCUCCCCACAUGGUCCACAGGUAUAUAUUACUGAAAUUAUUUUUAUCAGUAUAGAAUAUUAUAUUAUAGAGUAUCAAUGAUGUUUUUUAUUAGCAGCUAUUAUAUUUUACGAUAUUGUGUACAUGAUAUUAUUCAUAUGACAUUCAUGUAUCUCUAUCGAUAUUCUGUAAAUAGAUGUAUGUCCAUAUCGAGAAUUUUAAAAAUUUUUUAUUUUUCUUCUGUCUAAUAAUAUCAUUUCACAAGUGAUGAUUUGAAUUGAUUUUAUUUAUUAUAUACGUGUUUUUCUUCAUAAAUUUAGAUAUAUAUAUAUAUAUCUGUAUGAUAAUUGAUUGUAUGUAUUUAUACAUACAUAAAUACAUAUACAAGUAUACAUACAUUUGUAUAACAUUAUUACCAUCUUUUGUAAAAGCACCUCUAAUAAUAUGGUGAAGGUAUUUAAAUAUUAUAUAAUUAUUUUUAUUAUUAUUAUUAUUAUUAUGUGUAGUGAGAGUAGGGAAAUAUUAAUAAUUCUAUUAUAAUAUGCUUAAUACUAUUAACUAGUCACGUGAAAAAUGUAUGAAAUAUUUUAUUGUAGCAGUUCCUUUCAUUGGUUAACAAUUGUUUAUGAUGAUGAUAAUUUCCCCCUACAAAAAUUUGUGAUUUUUAAUGUUUUAUAUGAGAUGUGUGGUGGAAAAUUAUAUGUACUAUAUGUAUCUAAAAGAAAUUAUUAUUGUUUAACUUUUUCAACUUUAUAGAUAUUUUAUUAUCGGUACCUAGCUAUUUUUAAUUUUAAAAUAUUUAUAUAUAUAUAUUUUUUUUUUAAUUAUUUCAAAUUUUAAUUUUUUUUUAAAUUUUUUUUUAAUUUAAUUUAUUUUUUUUUUUACUUAUGUCUACAUCAAUUGUAUACCUGUAAUAAUUAUGUAUGCUGUUGUGUUUUACUUGUACGGAAGUGAUGGCUACCAAUAAUCAUGAUUUGGAGAUCAAAAAACAAAGAAUUCAAAUAAGAGCUCGAGGCGGGAAAUUAUAUGAUAUUAUAAUAAUAUUGUCUUUUUACAUUAAUAUUACAAUAUUUAUUAUAUUGUAUGACUAACAACAAUAAAGAUUUCUUUUUUCGAUUUAAA
Molecule: messenger RNA, 2558 nt
Organism: Rhopalosiphum padi (bird cherry-oat aphid)
Lineage: Eukaryota; Metazoa; Arthropoda; Insecta; Hemiptera; Aphididae
Gene: Rab19
Product: ras-related protein Rab-43
Exons: 5
Coding region: 370-1074 (234 amino acids)
Biological process (GO): protein secretion; regulation of exocytosis
Molecular function (GO): GTP binding; GTPase activity
Source: RefSeq, a predicted model, not a curated record